Aphanomyces astaci is the source of this 1516-nucleotide messenger RNA. Its product is annotated as CMGC/CDK/CRK7 protein kinase. Gene Ontology annotation, molecular function: RNA polymerase II CTD heptapeptide repeat kinase activity; ATP binding; cyclin-dependent protein serine/threonine kinase activity. Gene Ontology annotation, biological process: positive regulation of transcription elongation by RNA polymerase II; protein phosphorylation. NCBI's taxonomy places the organism in Eukaryota, Oomycota, Saprolegniomycetes, Saprolegniales, Verrucalvaceae. The transcript is spliced from 5 exons. The coding region runs from base 17 to 1447 and encodes 476 amino acids. The record is from RefSeq and is a predicted model, not a curated record. Gene Ontology annotation, cellular component: cyclin-dependent protein kinase holoenzyme complex; nucleus.
CGACACUGGAAUUGCAAUGGCCGAUGACAAUGGAACCAACUCGCUGGAGUAUGGCACUCCAUGCUUUGAAAAGUACACGAAAGUACGAUGCAUUGGAGCGGGUACCUACGGGCGCGUGUACGAAGCCAAGGACCGCGUGAGCGGGGACGUUGUGGCGCUGAAGAAGAUCAAGACAUUGAACGAAUCCGAAGGUGUGCCUGUGACGACGCUGCGUGAAAUCGUAGCCCUCAAGUCGUUGCGACACCCGAAUCUCGUCGGGAUGAAGGGUAUCGUCGUGAGCAAGCAGAAAGACGAAGACGACGAGGACGAGGACGACCCGAAAGGAGGAGGUUCAACCAGCCAGGACACGCGCAGCGAUUACGCCAACGGCAGCAUCUUCCUCGUGCUCGAGUUCGUCGCGCACGAUUUGACCGGCCUCCUCCAGAGCAACCACUCGUUUUCGGAUCUAGCGAUCAAGUACAUCAUGCGGCAGUUGCUUGAAGGACUUCAGUACAUGCACGACCGCGACGUGUUGCACCGCGACAUCAAGACCUCCAACAUCCUCCUCACCCCCGCCUACGUCGUCAAGCUGGCCGAUUACGGCCUUGCGCGAACCCUUCGAUCCAACUCGAAGCUCACAAAUAAGGUGGUCACACUGUGGUACCGCGCGCCAGAACUGCUGCUGGGGUCCACCGACUACGAUGCCAGUGUGGACAUGUGGAGUGUGGGGUGUGUGUUUGCCGAGCUGUUUCUGGGGCGGCCGUUGUUUGCCGCCAAAACCGAAGCGGAGCAAAUGGUCAAGAUCACCGACGUGUGCGGCACAUUGUUUGACGAUGUGAACGGUAUCUCACAUUUGCCCCAUUACGACAAGUUUCUCGGCAAUGACAAGGCGCGCGCGAGCGACCUGCGCCGGAUGAUGUACCGUAAAGCGAUGGAACGCAAUGUGACAUUGCCCCAUGGGUUCAUCGAGUUGCUCGACAAGUUGCUCCAGAUCGACCCGAAACGCCGAUUCAACCCCGCGCAAGCGUUGAACUCGGACUACUUUAAAGUGCACCACCCACAACUCGUCCCUGGCGACGCACCGACCAUGUUGCCGCCCAUUACCGAGGCCAACUGCCACGAAAUGGCGGCGCGCAAGUUGAAGAAAGAAGGCAGCCAGGCCGUGAUCAACGGCGCGGACCUGAACAAGAAGAAGCUACAUGACAAGGCCAACGCGGUGCUGAGUGUGGUUGAGCACACAAAGAAGCGGCCGCCUUCGAAGCCUCUGGCGUCCAAGCUGCCGCCGUACGGACUUGUAAAAGAAGAGCCUGGAGGGGCGGCAGCGAAACCGAUUGCACCGCGACAGCCGCCGCGCACCCACGCGUCGGACGCGAACAGUAGUAGUACUACUAGUAGUGCACCGCGACCGUCGAAACGAAAACGAGAUGGGAGCAGUACUCGUAGUAGUAGUACUCGAGGGACCAAGUAAGUGUAAUCCACGACUAGUUGAGUAGGAUCUGUCGACAUGUGUGGCCGACAGUAGUUGCCCUCAUCUUCC